Cryptomeria japonica (Japanese cedar) is the source of this 1418-nucleotide messenger RNA. Its product is annotated as ribosome biogenesis protein slx9. The transcript has 7 exons. Gene Ontology annotation, biological process: maturation of SSU-rRNA from tricistronic rRNA transcript (SSU-rRNA, 5.8S rRNA, LSU-rRNA). Gene Ontology annotation, cellular component: preribosome, small subunit precursor; 90S preribosome; nucleolus. The record is from RefSeq and is a predicted model, not a curated record. NCBI's taxonomy places the organism in Eukaryota, Viridiplantae, Streptophyta, Pinopsida, Cupressales, Cupressaceae. The coding region runs from base 244 to 840 and encodes 198 amino acids.
UUAUAAAUAAUUAUUAGUUAUUUAAUAAUUAGCCUAAAUUAUGUUUUUCAUGGUUACUGCUCUUUCAGGCGCCGUCCACAAUUGAUUACUCCUCUUUCACGGUUUAGGCGCCGUCCACAAUUGAUUACUACUCUUUCACAGUUUCAGGCGCUUGUCUCUUCUUGCAAUCCAAGUCACUUCAGCAGGUUAUCUCCACCACGAUUAGAUUGACAACCAUUUUGAAAUAAUUUCGACUUUUUAAAAAUGGUUAAAAAAAGGACAUCCCGUCAAAAAGUGAAAGAUAAAGCCAACAAAAAUGCUUCUGCUACGACGACGGAAGAAACUGCAUCGACACCAGCAGAAGAAAGUUCAAUUGAUGCGAUUGCAGGGAAUGGGUAUGAACAACUUCCACAAAAUAUGAAGCGGAAAAUGCUAAAGCAAAUGCUCUUCUAUGCCAAAUUGCAAGAGAACCAACAAACUUUGAGUGCUAAACGGACCAUUGCUAAGAAGAGUCGCAGACACAGGAACAAAUCAGGUCAAACAUUAAAGGACCUGUCAUGUCUUGCCGAAACUCUCCCUUCAUUUAGGGACCCAAAAUCUGUUGCCACAAGUACCAAGCUGAACUGCAAGUCUCGUCAAAAGCUUGUAGUAAAGGAAACCAAGCAAUUGGCAGCUGUGCUGGCACAUCCAGUGUUUCAUUCAGAUCCCUUCUCUGCCAUUCAACAACACCUUGAAAAUACUCUUGGGCGACAGAUAAAAACUGAAGCCAAGUCUAAACGUGCUAAUAAGGGAAAAAUCUCUAAAAAGAAGAAGAGGCCACAAUCAAUUGGCACUGCACAGGCAAUGGAUACAUACCAGUAACUGUUGCCUCCCUCUAAGUGGAAGGUGCAUUUCAAAUAUUGUGUUUUGAUUUUAACUCUGCUAAUUGAGUUGGUAUUUUAUGAAGAAAAAUGAAAUGCUUUUUAAUUUUCAGGUAACGAGAAUUUGAUUUUGCAGAAAUGAAACAUAUCUGAUUAUGUUUUCUGAGGAUCAUUGCUAACUUGUUAAUGUGAAAGAAGUAAUACUAGGUUUUGCAGUUAAAAAAUAGUCAUGAUUUUGAGGAUCAAUUAUGACUUGUUCAAUCUGAAUGGAGUAACAUCACCUCCAUGCACAUCCCUGGGUAGGGCUGGAGUAGAAGCAUGUUUUGUAGAACUGGUUUUGGCAGCUGAAUUUUAAUAAAUUGUUUGGAGCUAUACCUGCCAUGGUGCAUGGGGUUGAGUUUGAAAGCCUAGCCCUUUAUAUUUAGAGUGCAUGCAAUACGGUUUUGUAUCUACCUAUAUUUUUUAGGGGUUGUAAUUUAUGUCCAGAACAUCUUAUUUUGAGUAUCUUAAAUUUGUAUACCUACAUGCUAAUGUGAGACCAUUUGCUCUAAUUUUCAACACAAUUAUUAUUUCAUCUAA